Messenger RNA from Phragmites australis (common reed), 2594 nucleotides. Its product is annotated as cytochrome P450 710A1-like. The transcript has a single exon. NCBI's taxonomy places the organism in Eukaryota, Viridiplantae, Streptophyta, Magnoliopsida, Poales, Poaceae. Gene Ontology annotation, biological process: sterol metabolic process. Gene Ontology annotation, molecular function: monooxygenase activity; oxidoreductase activity, acting on paired donors, with incorporation or reduction of molecular oxygen; iron ion binding. The record is from RefSeq and is a predicted model, not a curated record. The coding region runs from base 439 to 1971 and encodes 510 amino acids.
UAGCUUCAUCCGUUCCAUCCCUGUCGCUAGCAAUUCUCAGCGCUAGGGUAGGUAACCUGGGAUUGUUUCCCUUUCCAAUUCUGUGUAAGAAAUUCCUAUCCGCAACCGCAAGGCUUUCAGCCCCCGUGCGGCCGUGCGCCUCCGUCCUCUCCUCCCCCCGCUCCCCUUCAAUCCCGCGCAGGGCAGCCAUCAGCCAAUCCGUCACGGCCGUGCCAGGCGAAAAGGCCGCCUCCUUUCUCUUUCCCAGCCUGCCUUUGACCACAGAUUCCCGCUCCAACCUUCCCUUCCAGCCCCGUCCCACGCAUGACAUAAAUAUACCUUCUUUUGACGUCCAUUGGCGUCGAAGGGAGAGACGAGCUUGAGCUCCCCGCGAGCCUCUGCCCCGGGGAAACCUGUAGUAGCAGCGGCUGCUAGGGCCGCGGGUUGUGGUUCGUCGCAAUGGCGGCGGAGUCGCUGUCCGGUUUCUUGGACAUCCGAGCGGCGGCGCCGUUCUUGGUAGCGGCGAUGGCGUUCUACUUCCUGGUGGAGCAGUUGUCCUACCACCGCAAGAAGGGCCCCCUGCCUGGCCCGCCGCUCGUCAUGCCGUUCCUCGGGAGCGUCGCGCACAUGCUCCGCGACCCGACGGGGUUCUGGGACGGCCAGGCGGCGCGCGCCAGGAAGUCCGGGAUGGGGCUCGCCGCGGAUUUCUUGGUCGGGCGGUUCAUCGUCUUCAUCCGGGACAGCGAGCUGUCCCACCGCGUUUUCGCCAACGUCCGCCCCGACGCGUUCCACCUCAUCGGCCACCCCUUCGGGAACAAGCUCUUCGGCGACCACAACCUCAUCUACAUGUUCGGCGAGGACCACAAGGACCUGCGCCGCCGGAUUGCGCCCAACUUCACGCCGCGCGCGCUCUCCACCUACGCCGCAAUCCAGCAGCGCGUCAUCCUCUCCCACCUUCGGAGGUGGCUCGACCAGAGCGCCGCCGAGGGCGGGAAGGCCUUUCCGAUACGGGUGCCCUGCCGCGACAUGAACCUGGAGACCUCGCAGACGGUGUUCGUGGGGCCGUACCUCACCAAGGAGGCGAGGCAGCAGUUCGAAAGGGACUACAACCUCUUCAACGUCGGGCUCAUGGCGAUGCCCGUGGACCUGCCCGGGUUCGCGUUCCGGCGCGCUAGACAGGGCGUGGCGCGGCUGGUGCGCACGCUCAGGGAGUGCGCGCGGGAGAGCAAGGCGCGCAUGCGCGCCGGCGCCGAGCCUGAGUGCCUGGUGGAUUACUGGAUGCAGCAUACGGUGCGGGAGAUCGACGAGGCGGCUGCGGCGGGCCAUCCGCCGCCGGCACACACCGACGACGAGGAGAUCGGGGGCUUCCUGUUCGACUUCCUCUUCGCGGCGCAGGACGCGUCCACCUCCUCCCUCUGCUGGGCCGUGACCGCGCUGGACUCCCACCCGGACGUGGUCGCCCGCGUGCGGGCCGAGGUGUCCGAGGUCUGGUCGCCGGACUCGGGCGGGCCCAUCACCGCGGAGCAGCUCCUGGCGAUGAAGUACACCCAGGCAGUUGCGCGCGAGGUGGUCCGGUACCGCCCGCCCGCGACGCUGGUGCCGCACAUCGCGGGCGAGCCGUUCCAGCUGACGGAGUGGUACACGGUGCCCAAGGGCGCCAUCGUGUUCCCGUCGGUGUACGAGUCGUCGUUCCAGGGGUUCCCGGACGCCGACGCGUUCGACCCGGAGCGGUUCUUCUCGGAGGCGCGCCGGGAGGACGUGGCGUUCAAGCGCAACUUCCUGGCGUUCGGCGCCGGCGCGCACCAGUGCGUGGGGCAGCGGUACGCGUUGAACCACCUGGCGCUGUUCUUGGCGCUGUUCGUAUCGGUGGUGGACUUCAAGCGGGACAGGACGGAGGGGUGCGACGAUCCGGUGUACAUGCCGACGAUCGUGCCCAAGGACGGCUGCGCCGUGUACCUGAAGCAGCGCUGCGCCAAGUUCCCAUCUUUCUGAGCUGGUUCUUCUUGUCCUCUUGCUCUUGCCACACUCUCUCUGUUCACUGCAGCUUCUUCUCCAUUUUCUUUUGAUUUCUUGGCGGGGUAGGUCGUGUCUCCGUGAUGCGUGGUGAUUUGUAGGUUCUGGUGUUCGCGUGCUUGUGUGUUUCGCCUGCUCUUGCAGGGGGGUGGUCCAUUCAAUUAUUUCGUUGGCAAUUUGGUUUGGUUGGUUUGGGACUGUAGCUCUGAUGCCUCGGGGUCCCAGGGGAGUAGGAGAUAUGAAUAUUACAAGUGGGUUGGUGACUGCAGUCUGCAAUGUGUGGUGUCCUGGUACUGGUUGGUGAGUCGAUCAGAACUGCUCAUAUCUGCAAUGAAUUUCGUCGAUUGUUUUCGCUAAAAAAGGUCUAUGAAUAGUGUACGUACCCAUGGUUCGUUUAUGGUGGUCUUUCUGUUUGGAUUCGAUGAGUAUGGAACUAUGGAUAUGAGUACUAGCAUGCACACUGCCAGUUACUACUGCACAUGCAUCGCCAUCGCAAUAUGCUUUCUUUCUUUUUUCUUCUUUGCCUCCCAGGGCAUCCACAUUGUUUAAAGGCCGCACAGCCUUUAAGUCGGUGUCCAACAGUGGCUCUAUGCACGUUUAGU